AUUUCAUCUUACAUCCCAUAGCUUUUCUUAUAAGAAUUUAGGUCCCUUCAAUUAACGUUUCAUAGAAACGUGCAUCCACAAGGAUGAAGUUGGUGAUUUUCAUCUCGUUGUUGCUUGUCUUUCCCUUGUGUUCUUCAGGGUUUGAGAAGGACGAUGAAGUUACUCAAGUCAGUCAACAUUCAUCAGACAAGGUUGCAUAUAGUGUUGAGAGAACGAUCGACUAUCCAGGCCCCUUUGAUCCAACUCCCAUAAUUACUCCAAUUGUGCCCUUUACUGAUCCGCCACCGCCACCACCACCGCGUCCAACAAAAAAUGAUAUCUUACAGUAAAGGAGAAAUAUAUGUAACAUUAGAUCGGUCUAUCAUUAACUGUAAUAGCAAUUACAUCAUAGUUAUCCAUGGCUAGACUGUCUAAACAUCAAUUUAUUAAUAGACUUAUCGUCAUUAAGCAAAUAAUAUAUUCCCCAAAGAUAGAAAUUCAACAAGCAGGUU
Molecule: messenger RNA, 491 nt
Organism: Raphanus sativus (radish)
Lineage: Eukaryota; Viridiplantae; Streptophyta; Magnoliopsida; Brassicales; Brassicaceae
Exons: 3
Coding region: 84-329 (81 amino acids)
Source: RefSeq, a predicted model, not a curated record